AUGGAUUUAAGCGAAGGUUUCUUUUUAAGUAUCCAUAAUAGCUUAUUAGAGUUUACUGGAAAGCUAUGGGUGACUUCAAUAAAUAGCUUACUCGUCGCUAUAAUUAUUUUAAAGCCAAAAGAGAAUGCCAAUCAAAUUGCCUUGAUUUCUGAUGAUGGAGAAAUCGUCAGCCACUCACCUAAUUUCUCUAAGCUUGCAGGAAAACCUGAUUUGAUAGGAUUUAAACUAAAAACAUUAUUUUUAAACUCAGAAUAUUUUGAUUUAAAGCCAUUUGUGCCGUAUCAUAUAAAACAAAAUUCUGGUGAAUUUUUAUUGACAUUGUCAUAUUAUGAAAUUUAUCAUAUAAAAAUCUCAUAUGUAUCGCUAAUACAUGAUAGUGAAGAAAUUCGUAAAUGGGAGAAUUUUAAUGAAGCUGCUCAAAAUGAUGAAAAAUAUUUAUAA
Blepharisma stoltei is the source of this 441-nucleotide messenger RNA. The record is from the annotation of a GenBank genome assembly. NCBI's taxonomy places the organism in Eukaryota, Ciliophora, Heterotrichea, Heterotrichida, Blepharismidae.